AUGGCGGCGGCAGGUGCCCUGGUCGUGUACCGGGCGGUGUUCGCCGCGCUCGGCUGCCUCAUGGUGGGCACCCUGGUGUACACCUGCAUCACCGACGGCUCGCCGUUCCGCGCCGAGCUGCUGACACCGUGGAUGGUGACAACACUGGUUGACUUUUAUGUAAAUAUAGCAGCGAUCUCGACAUGGGUUGUCUACAAGGAAGGAAAUUGGAUUAGUUCAAUAUUCUGGGUAGUACUGUUGGUUUGUUUCGGCAGUGCCACUACAUGUGCUUAUAUUGUUAGCAAGUUAUUUGAGAUAACAUCUUCAGGGCUUUCCCAAAAUCCACUUGAUCUUUUGUUGCUCAGGCAAGAUAAUCUACCCGAAAGGAAGUGUUCUUUUGUCGUCAUCGGGAGAACUAUUUUCAGCAUUUUGGGCAUACUCAUGGCUGCACUUGUCACGUAUACUGUCAUUACAGAUGGACUGCCUUUCAGGAAGGAUUUGUUGACACCGUGGAUGGCUGCAACCUUAAUUGACUUCUAUAUAAACGUCUUUGCAAUAUCGGUAUGGGUUGUUCACAGGGAGUCGACUUGGAUCUCAGCAGUCAUUUGGAUAUGCUUGUUGAUAUGCUUUGGAAGCAUCACGACUUGUGGGUACAUUGUGGUUCAACUUCUACAAGUGUCAUACCAAGACCCAGUCUACCAUCUGCUACUGAAUUCCCAUAGCAAGUAUGGAGUUGCACCCUCACAGAAGAUCUGA
Molecule: messenger RNA, 735 nt
Organism: Triticum turgidum subsp. durum (durum wheat)
Lineage: Eukaryota; Viridiplantae; Streptophyta; Magnoliopsida; Poales; Poaceae
Source: the annotation of a GenBank genome assembly